AUGUCCCAGAAGCAGGGCAGCGGCUGCCAGGUGAGGGGGGCUCGGGCCGGGCCGGGCCGCGGACCAGGGGUAGUGCAGGACGGGCAGGGCUGCGCUGGGGGCCCGGCGUGGCCCCGACUAGAGCAGGUCCCCGCGUGCCGGCGUCCGCAGCAGUGCGCGCGGGGCGGGACCGCUACGAGUGAAGUAACGGGAGCGGAAACCCGGGCGGCGCGGCCGGAGGACGAGCCCGGCCCGCGCCCCGCCGCCUCCUACCUGCCCACCGUGGGCAUUGAUUUUAAAGUGAAAACAAUAACAUUCAAUGAUACAACAGUGAAACUUCAAAUAUGGGAUACUGCUGGUCAAGAACGAUUCCACACGCUUAGUACUAGUUAUUUCCGUGGGGCACAAGGGUUUGUUCUUGUCUAUGAUAUCACAAAUUCAGACAGCUUUCAAAGUAUUACAAACUGGAUGAAUGAAAUACAUGAGAAAGCAGAUGACGAGGUGGAAAUAAUAUUGUUGGGUAAUAAGUGUGAUAAGGAGACAGAACGUGUAAUCCCAAAACAAAAAGGGGAAAAGCUUGCUUGGGAACAUGGAAUACCGUUUUUUGAGACCAGUGCUAAAGACAACAUAAACAUUGAGGAUGCAUUUUCAUUGUUGGCUACAGAGAUACUGAACAAGAAAACCUAUGUAUUGCAUGACUUCGAUGUGGUAGAUCUAAACGGAAGUAAGAAAAAGCGUACUUGCUGCAAACAAUGAAAUUUCACCUCCACUUCUCUUACUUCAGAAAAUAUUAACUACUGUAAGAAAAUAAACAAAGACGUUAAAAUGAAUCUGAUAGUCUGAAAUGCAUUAUUUAGAGAUCCCCUAAAUUUAGGUGAUCUCGCUGUACAAACCUUGCUAUCAAAAGUAUUGAAACUUAGCCACUGUACUGUAUAUACAUGAAUAAUAUACUUUAUAAUUUAAUUUCUUUCCAUAUUUUUAAAUUGAAAUUAGAUCUCCUUUUGUAUUUACAACCCUUCAUUAUGUGACAGCUGGAUUGUUCUUGUACAUGAGGAGUGUACAUGAUUGGUUUUUAGUGUAUAAUCCUCCUCUGCCUGAAGUUAAUGUUUACUCAUAGCUCUUGUCUUUCUUUCUUUCUUUCCCACCUCAUCAGACUCUUGAUACAAUGAGCACCAUAAGAAGGACCCCUACUGACUUAAGAGACCACUUCAGAAAAUUCCCAAGGCUUCCAAUAUAAUUUGAUUUGAGCCUAGGUUGGAUACCACCUCAUUAGAUGACUAGUUCUUUAGGUGGUCACUAAACCUACUUUCCUGGAUGGUUUUGAUUUUAGUUCUUUUUUCCAGUUUAAAGAGUUCAUAUUGUUCUGUAAUGCCAAUGAGCAGUAAAGCAGAACAGAAGUAACUGUGAGGACUGAGCAAGAAAAGAAAAAGCACAGAGUCCAGCUAGACUACAAGUUUACACUAGUGUUUUUAUAUCUGCUUUGUAUACUGAUGUAAAUUAUACCAGGAUCUGAAGCAGGCAGAGAUAAAUUUUCCCAAAGAGCUACAUGCAAUAGAGAGCAAUUAUAGGUUGUUUACUUUAAACAAGAAGCUACUUUAGAUUAAAUUGAACAUUCAACACCUAUGUAAUUUACACUGGUGUAAUUUUAACCCUGAUUUCUGUCAUGGCAGAAUUAUCUCAGUGAAGGAGAUUAAUCUGUCUGCUCCUUUUUUAUACCAGUUUAAAGAUCUAUUAUAUAAGUUUAAAUGUAUCAUCUGUCAAGGCCCAUAUAUAAUAUGUAUAUGUUACACCAACUUACUUUAAAAUGGAGAGAAAAAGAGAUGUUAAUAAUUACAUGUUCUUAUAUAAAUGUAAUUCUAAAUACUGUGUGUAGUAUAGCCACUGGCCACUUGUUCAUUUCAGUUGUAUUAAAACGUGGGACUGCUAAUGUGUAAAAUUAAAUAAAGUC
This is a messenger RNA of Alligator sinensis (Chinese alligator), 1927 nucleotides long. RefSeq names its product ras-related protein Rab-10-like. Gene Ontology annotation, cellular component: insulin-responsive compartment; recycling endosome; Golgi apparatus. The transcript has 6 exons. The record is from RefSeq and is a predicted model, not a curated record. Gene Ontology annotation, biological process: cellular response to insulin stimulus. NCBI's taxonomy places the organism in Eukaryota, Metazoa, Chordata, Crocodylia, Alligatoridae. Gene Ontology annotation, molecular function: GTPase activity; GTP binding. The coding region runs from base 1 to 735 and encodes 244 amino acids.